AUGAAGAGAGGAAUAUUGGAAGUACUUCUCGUUGAUGCUCAUGGAAUCACACACACAAAUUCUAUUGGAACUCCUGUGUAUUAUGUCUUGUUACAAUGUGGGACAAAGGAAUACCGAAGCAAAAUGUCAAAAGGUGAUAAUGACAACGCAUUGUGGAACCAGAAGUUUGUGUUCGAUUUCCCAAUGUCUCAAUGGAAGAAGCUGCGUCACAUGAAAGUUAGAAUCAUGGACAAAGAGCUCUUCAACGAUGGUGGAUUUGUCGGUGAAACCAUAAUUCAUCUUGGAGGGAUAAUAAGCGAAGGACGUGACAGAGGAUACAUGGAAGUUAAGCCAGCUCCAUACAAUGUUGUCCUUGACGAUGAUACUUUUAAAGGCCAAUUAAAACUCGGAUUAAGAUUCAUCGCAACUGAUAAUAAAUUGCAGAGGAAGGUAUGGGAACUGAAGAUAGAGGGCAAAAACAGUGACGAAGCAAUGGUUUCUCCAACUCUGAAUCUGAUGAAACUCCCUUUGUUAAGGUUUCUUCUCUAUUGCUUCCAGAAAACAACAAAAUAUCAACUAAAGGAGAACUAA
Thlaspi arvense is the source of this 570-nucleotide messenger RNA. NCBI's taxonomy places the organism in Eukaryota, Viridiplantae, Streptophyta, Magnoliopsida, Brassicales, Brassicaceae. The record is from the annotation of a GenBank genome assembly.